Messenger RNA from Meloidogyne enterolobii, 4179 nucleotides. NCBI's taxonomy places the organism in Eukaryota, Metazoa, Nematoda, Chromadorea, Rhabditida, Meloidogynidae. The record is from the annotation of a GenBank genome assembly.
AUGCCAAAUAAUUACUGUAACUCAUUAAAUGGAUUAAUUACCUCCUCCUUUAUUCAAUUAUUUAAUAUUCUUGCCAUAUUAAAUUCAAUACCUCAAACAAUAGCUAUUUCUUAUCGUUGUGAAGGGGAUCAAGUUUUAGUAGUACAAUCCUUUGGAAAUGACACAAUUCGAAUGCAUUGUCAACGUUUAAAUGUUUGUGGGGAUGUUGAUGUUCAUUGCCAUUACGAAAAAAAUCAGCCGGCAUGUGGAGGUAAAGCUAAUUUUGUUGCUCAUGUAGACCAACCUACUCCUUUGGCCCCUGUAUCACAUACUUGCUGUGAGGCGAUUCCGCCUUUUGAGGAAAAGAUGAAUGAAAUUCCUAGGCAAGUUAUGAUGGAAAUUUUCAAAAUUCCCAAUUUUUAUAGUCACGAAGGCAAUGAUUGUUUCAUUUACGAACUUCCCGAUCCCAAUGCUCCCCCACCUGAAGAAGGGGAACAUAACAACAAAAAAGAAGAGGAGGAAGAAGAAAAUGAACACUUUACACUUCUCAACAGUAUUGACCAAUUACCUGGACAUAUAAAUCCAGAAGGAUAUCAUUAUAGAAUGAGGCUUUUUCUGUUGAGGUAUAAAAGUCCACCUGCUCUUCUUGUAAAAGGAAUUAGACGAUUAAGGGAAGGAUAUCGAGUAACUAUUUGCCGUCCACGCUGUAGAAGGGUAAUCAUUGAAGAAGAUGAACAACAAGAGAAAGAAGAAGAAAAUAAUAAUCUCAAAAAAUGGAUAACACAAAAAUUGAGUGGGAAUGAUUCUAAAAAGAAGAUACCCAAAACUUUAAUUAAAAAUUCAAGUGAAAGGAUAAUUAAGGAAAAGUUGGCUGUUGUAGAUGGAGGAGUUUUGGCACCCGAUAAACAAACAAAAAUAAUCGAAAAUGAAACAAACAAUGUGAGACUAGAACCAUCAUUAUUAUUAUCAACUACAACAGCAGAAAAUCCUUCAAAUUAUACAGAAAUCCACAUUUCUACAAAUUCUUCCUCUAAUAUAACAACUUCGGAAACUCUCAACAAAACCCCAAAUAUAUUAAUAAAUACAAACAACAAUGUUACUUUCAUUGCAAGUGGUACUGGCCAACACAACAAUGUUUAUAUAAACAACAAUAAUAAUUUAACUGUAAUUUCAAUUGGAAAUUUAAAGAAUGGGGAAGAUUUGAAGAAUAGCAGUACUUUAAUGAGUAAAAAUAAUAUUACUGUAACUGAUGGAGAAACUAAUGGAAAAGAUAAGGAAAGUUUAAAAGAAAAAAAUAGGGAAGAAGUUAAACAACCGGAAAUUAAAAAUCCGGAAAAUAUGGAGAAAGGAAACAAAGAAAUUGAAAAUACGGAAGAGAAAACGGAAGUUGAGAGUUCAAAAUUAAAAUACAUAAAAUUAGAAACAAACAAAAAGAAUAAAAAACCGGAAAAGACAGAAAGGGAAAAUACAAAACCGGAAACAACAAAACCAGAAUUUACACAAAAAGAAAAUACAAACAAAGGAAAUACAGAACCGGAAAACACAAAUAAAGAAAACACAAUGGAAGAAGAAAAUACAAAAGAAGGGAGUGCAAAACCGGAAAAUACAAUGGAAGGAAAAUCGAGGUUGCAAAAUUUUUCUGGUAGAAAAGGACUAGAAAGAGUAAUGCCAGAAGCUGCCCAUAAAAUUGGAGAUGUGAAACCAAUUGUUAAUAGAGAAAAGGAUCCAAAUUUUAAUAAUUUUGAAGGGGAAUAUAAUAAAUUGGAAAACGAAUCCGGAAAAGGGUUCCCUGGAAAAGAUUAUUCCAGAAAGGAUAGAGAAUUUGCUGGUAAAGAAGGGAAAGAAUCCGGAAAAGAAUUGGGAAAAAAUUUUGAAAAAGUCAAUAAUGGAAGGGAAUUUGGAAGGAAUUCUGGAGGUGAAUUAUUUGGGAAUGGUUCAGGAAAAGGAGAUGGGAAAAGGGAAGAAGGCGAAAACGGAAAUGAUGAAUUAAAAGAAGGAAUAAAAAGAAAAUUGAACACAAAUGGACAUGAUGGUUAUGAAAAUAAAAUAAAGUUUAGAAAUGGUUCUUCUGUAAAGAAAGAGGAUGAUGAAAAUGAUGAAAAAGGAAAAGAGGGAAAAGAAUUAACCGAAAAUGAUUCCGGGAAGAAGGACAACAAAAACGCUGGAGGAAGUGAUGAGAAAAAUGAAAAAGUAAUGGAAGAAAAUACGGAAAGAGAAAAAUUGAUUAAAGAAAUGAAUCGAGUAAGUGGAGGAAAUAAGAUAAAAGAGGAUGAAGAAAGUGAAGAAGAGAUGAAGAAAAGUAAAAAGCUUUCGGAUAAAAAAGGAAAGGAAGAGGUUGAAGGGAGGAAUAAACAAAAGAAGAAAAAUGAUGAAUUUGAAGAAGAAAAUGGAAGAGAGUUAAAGAAUGGUGGAAGAAAAGAAGAAAGUGAAGGGAUAAAAGAUGGAAACACUGAAAGGGGAAAAGUGUUGAAAGAAGGGAGAACAUCUAAUGAAGAGAAGAAUGGAGGGAGAGGAUUUGAAGAGAAGGAAAGGGAAUCGAAUGGAAAAGGAUUAAACGAAAGAGAGGGAGGAGGAAGAUUAUCUAAGGAAAAAAAUAAAGGAAAAGGAUUGGAGGAAAAGAGAAGAACAGCGAGUGAAACUAAUAGAAGUGGAUUGGAGAAAGGAAUGGAAGAGAAUAAUAAAAUAAGAGUUGAAGAAAGUGGGAAAGAAGAAAAGUCUGAAACUGGCCUGAAGAAAAAUGAUGGAAUAGGAAAAGGAUAUGAAAAAAGAAAGGAAGAAAAAGAGGGAACAAUAAACAAUGACAGGAAGGAAAAAGGAAGAGAAUUGGGAAGAGAAAAGUCGGAGGGUGAAAAUUUUCCUAAUGAAAAAAAUAUAGGAGAUAGAAGGGAAGAGGCUGGAAGAAGUGGAAGAGUAUUAGAAGAAGAGAAGAAUAAAAAUGGAGAACAGAAAGGAAGUGAAAGAGAGAAUGGAUCAAGUAGGAGAGGAUUAGAAGGAGGAAAGGAAGAACUUAAAAAUGUAAUUAAUGAAGAAAAUAUUGGGGGAAGAGAAAUGAAAAAAGGAAAGGAAGAAAGAAGUGAGGGAAGUAAAGAAACUAUGAAUAAAGGAAGAAGAGGAAAGGGAGGAUUCGGAAGAGUGUCUAGUGAAAAAGAACGAGGAAGAGGGUUGGAAGAAUUAAAAGGAGGAGAAUUAGGAUCUAGAAAAGGAUUGGAAGAAGGAAAAGAAGAGAAUGGGAGAGUGAGUGAAGAAAAGAAAAUAAAAGGAGGAUUGGAAGGAAAGGAAGAGAAUGGAGGUUUGAGUGAAGAAAAGUUGCGAGGGAGAGGAAUUGAAGGAAUCGAAGAGAAUGGAAGAGUGAUUGAAAAUGAGAAUCGUGAAGGAGGAUUGAAGGAGGAAAAAGAUGGGAAUGAAAGAGUGAGUAAAGAAGACAAUAAAGAAAGAGGAUUGGAAGGUAGAAGAGGAAAGUUCAAAGGAAGAGACAGAGGAAAAGAAGAAAAACAUGAAGAAGAACUGGAAGAAAAAGGAUUAAAUGAACAGAAAAAUAAUAUUCCAAAAUCCUCCAGAAAAGUGGAGAGCGGAAAUGAAGCAAAAACAGUAAAGAAACUUUUGCUAGAAGAGCAUGGAGAAAAACCAAAAUCUUCUAGAGAAGAAAAUAAUGGAAAUCGGGACUCUGGUUUAAAUGGAGGGAGGGAUAGUGAAGGAAAAAUUAAGGAACCCCAUCAAGUCAGUUCUGAGGAAAAUGAAACUAACAAGCAUUGGCGCCCUCAUACUCGAACAAAAAAGCCUAAGGAAGAAACAAGUACUACAACGAUAUCAACGACAAGUAAAAGUGGUGGUGAGGUAUCAAACAGAACAACAACAACAGAGAUAUCAUCAACACAUUCAAAAACAACAACAGACCCUUUUACACACCCACAAACAUUCGAAACAACAACGGAACAUAGACGAUACCACAAAACGACAACCGAACCUCAAACUUCGUCUGAAGCAACUACAGAACCUUCGACAACAACAACUUCAGAGACAUACCCAAAAAUAGUUACAAACCCUCAAGAAACAACAGAAACUUCGACUUCAACAACAUCCCAGUCUGUUACCCCCACAACUAAAGAAUCAAGCGAAAUGGUGGAAGAAGCAAAAGAAGAUUCUAGAGAAGGAGAGAAAGGCAACAAAAAUAUAUUUUAUAAAAUAACGUUUUUUAAUUAA